This is a messenger RNA of Epinephelus lanceolatus (giant grouper), 1083 nucleotides long. RefSeq names its product cysteine and glycine-rich protein 3 (cardiac LIM protein) (gene csrp3). The record is from RefSeq and is a predicted model, not a curated record. Gene Ontology annotation, cellular component: cytoplasm; nucleus; Z disc. NCBI's taxonomy places the organism in Eukaryota, Metazoa, Chordata, Actinopteri, Perciformes, Serranidae. Gene Ontology annotation, molecular function: structural constituent of muscle; actinin binding. Gene Ontology annotation, biological process: cardiac muscle contraction; sarcomere organization; muscle tissue development.
AGGGGUCUGCUUUGUCACAAGUUAUUUUAGGGGGAUAGUUUCAUUGGAGCGUCACCGCUGGACUGUGAUGAUGGCGAGAUGGAGGGUAUUUAAGCUGUCCGGGGAGCGAUCACUGCCACGCUAGGACCGAAGCACACAGGCUUGGAUUCAAGUUUGUUAUUUUGUGUGUCUCUAAGAUGCCAAACUGGGGAGGAGGUGUCAAGUGUGGGGCCUGUGAGAAGACUGUGUACCAUGCAGAGGAGAUCCAGUGUAACGGGAGAAGCUUCCACAAGACCUGUUUCCUCUGCAUGACCUGCAGAAAAGGGUUGGACAGCACCACGGUUGCAGCGCACGAGUCUGAGAUUUACUGCAAGUCCUGCUAUGGCAAGAAAUAUGGGCCAAAAGGAUACGGAUACGGGCAAGGAGCCGGAGCUCUGAGCUCUGACCCUCCUAAACAUGGAUAUUCAAGCCUGCCAAAUGUGGACUCUAAAUCAAGACCAGCUCCUUCAGGCUCCAGUGACCACAGAGCUUCCCCGAAGUUAAGUGAACAUAAAUCUUCCCCCAAGUUUGGAUAUUCAGACCGCUGCCCUCGCUGCUCCAAAGCAGUCUACGCAGCAGAGAAGGUGAUGGGAGCAGGAAAGCCCUGGCAUAAAACCUGUUUCCGCUGCGUCCUGUGUGGUAAAAGUCUGGAGUCGACCACAGUGACAGACAACGACGGAGAGCUGUACUGUAAAGUUUGCUACGCCAAAAACUUCGGCCCGAAAGGAUUUGGACUGGGGAACGAGGCCAUGUUGGAGUAACAACAGUGAACACACCUUCAAACUCACAUUAACUGUGUCACAUGGUAGCUGUUUCAGUGGAGCCUUUACCUUUAUGUUGGAUGAUGUUUGUAAUAUAUGAAAGACGUAGACACCAUAUUGGGCAUCAGAAUCCUGGGCAGGUAAACUAACAGAAAGCUAGAUAUUAAAGUUACUAUUAGUCUGAAAAUUGUGAGUAGAAACUGAAAACACUUUGUUUCCUUAAAAUGUGUCCUGAAUGAAAUUUAUUUACAAAAAAAAUGACAGUUUUUAUAAAUAAAGGGAGGAAACAGAACAUUUAAAAACA